AUGGAUUUGAACUUUCAAAGUGAGUUUUUUCUUUUGUUGUGGAAAAAUUAGUUUUCGUUGGAAAAUGGAGAAAAACUGGACUGACAUUGAUCUCGGUGAAACUUUAAAGAAGCUAUCGAUUUUUUUUAAAAUUUUUUUGAAUUUUCAGGCUUUGAAAAUGUGAACUCGACGAACGAGCAGUCGGGCGGAUUCGGCGGUAAUAUCGGCGAUCGCAAUAAUGUGAGUUUGAAGAAUUUACUGCCCUGCGCGUCGCCGCCACCCUCUGUGGGCUUUCCGGCUGAUAUUUUGCGACGCCGUCGGAAAAAAGUUGAUUCACCUUUCCAUUUUUCUUUAUUAACGUGUUCAUGAUACCCAUUACUUGCAAAGAGCAACAAAAGAUUAACAAAAAAAAAGUGAGCAUCGAAAUCAUUCGUGCGAAAUCACUGCGUUUCCCAAUCCUCGUCCAUCUCUGACUUUAAUUAUUCUUACAGCUCGUCAGCGGAGCUUCGCCUGGGAAUCCGUCUUCCGGCGGCGUUUUCGACGACUCCCAAUCGACGACGUCGACCAGAAAAGGCAAUUUGUUCUCGUUCGAGUACUAUCAACAAUUUUUCGACGUCGAAACUGAUCAGGUGAAUCUAUUUUUUCAAUUUGUUUGGUUUAUUUCAAUUAUUUGAGGUUGUGAAGCGUCUGCUGAACAGUGUCGUUCCGACUCAUCGCAACUACAUCCAGGACUUUCUGCAGCCGAUUCCCGACCUAUGGGGUAUAGUAUUUAUCGCCUUUUUCCUUAAAAAUACCCUUUUUCAGGACCGUUCUGGGUCUCGGUGACCCUCGUUUUCGCCAUCGGAAUCUUUGGAAAUCUGGCCCAAUUCAUUGAGAGCAACGGAGGAAAAGGAUCGUACGGAUCGGAUUUCCGUAUGGGUGAGUACCAGGGCUGGAUUAGACUUUUACCCACUUGCAAUUAUCUUAUCGGACCCAAACUUUGCAGGCUUCUUGGACUUGGAUUGAAGUAUACUGGGACCGAGUUUCAGACCGAUCAGAUCAUCUGGUCCCGAGAUAUACGUGUUGCGGCCUUUUCGGCCUCUGAUCCACAUCUCGGGCCCAGAUGAUCUGAUCGGUCUGAAACUCGGUCCCAGUAUACUUCAAUCCAAGUCCAAGAAGCCUGCAAAGUUUGGGCCCUAUCACAUUGUUGCAAGUGGGUCAAAAGUGCAGGCCUCAAAACGUUUUUGGAUUUUCUGAAAGUUUCCAGUUUUUCUCAAUUUUUCCGAUUUCCAGUGACCUCCGCGUCGACGAUCAUCUUCCUGUACGUGGUCGUCGUGCCCCUUUUGCUCUACGGUCUUUUCUGGAAUCGUCGCAGUGAAAUGAUGCACCCGUACGUGGACCUCGUCUGUCUGUACGGCUACUCGCUCGCCAUCUUCAUUCCCGUCUCGUUCCUCUGGAUCAUUGAUAUCGGAUGGUUCCGUUGGGCGCUCAUCUUCAUUUCCGUCGGACUUUCCGGGACCGUCCUCGCGAGAGCCAUCUGGCCCGCCGUUCAGAAUGACACCAACAAAUUGGUAGGGAUAUUGCCCGUGAAUAAUAUUUGAUUUUCCCCGUUUAUUCAGGUUGCGUUCGGAACCGUCGUCACCGUCGUCGUGCUUCAUUUUCUGCUGGCCUUCACUUUUAAGGUUUUCUAUUUUGAUUCGAUGCACAAUGCGAUCCGUGUCCCCAUCUGAAAAACACACUUUUUUUUCCUCAUAUAAUUUACACAUGUUUGGGCUCUAUCCUUUCCACUAAUAAAUGCAUUUUAUCCCCGGAAAGCGUGCUUUUUUCAUGAAUUUCUCAUUGCAGGAAUUCUAUUUCGACGCGAUGCACCCGACGAAGACCGUAAUCCCGGAAGGCCCGGCCCAUUUCGAGGCGAGCACCAUCAGAAAUGCGAUUGGCGAGCUGGGAAAUGCGACGAACGCGCCGGAAGCAGCCAAUAUGAUUGCAAGCGUGAAUACGGUGCGUUUAAAAUUCGUGCCGUGUAGGCUAGGCCACGCCCCUUACUUCACCUUUGGUCGCCGUGGGCGCCGGAUGCCUUCAAAAAAUUGGAAAUGCUUGUGGAAUGCUAAUUUUAAUCAAUAAUUUCAGAAGACUGCAAUUCUCCCAUCCACAGCCACCACUACUACUAACCCGGCGAAAAUUGACAAAAGAGACUCUGCGGAAGUGGUAAAAUUCUCAUAUUUCUCAAUUCUUCAAUAAAAUUGGAACAUUUCAGACAGAAUCGGGAAAUAACGUCACCACGACGACGACGACGACGAAAUUGUCGAAAACGGCGACUUCUGAAGUCAAAAGUAGCGCUUUUCUUUCGAUUUGUAAGCAAAGUUUGACACUUCCAGACGAAAAACUCGAUUUGAAACCGACGACGAGCACCGAGAAAACGGAAUUGGCAACGCCGAAAAUUCCAGAAAAUUCGGGAAAUUCCACGGGAAAUUCGACCGAAAAGUCGCACUAA
This is a messenger RNA of Caenorhabditis sp. 36 PRJEB53466, 2449 nucleotides long. Lineage: Eukaryota; Metazoa; Nematoda; Chromadorea; Rhabditida; Rhabditidae. The record is from the annotation of a GenBank genome assembly.